UAUAAAUUGGGGGCGCCGGUUUCUUCGAAAGAGUUUUUGUAGCGCAUGUUAGUUCAUUAUGGUCAGGAUAACAUCUGAAAUAGUUGAGAAUGCUCCACAGUUUACCAACGCCAUUAAGGAUCGUGAGCUUAGUCUCAGAAGUUACAAGUUUCCUGCGAUCGAAAAUAUGGGAUGUACAUUGGAUCAGUUCGAUACUAUUGAUCUUUCAGAUAAUGAGAUCAGAAAACUCGACGGAUUUCCAAUGUUAAAACGUCUAAAGUCAUUAAUACUUACAAACAACAAGAUUGCCCGUAUCGCCGAGGACUUGGGUCAACAUUUACCCAAUCUCUUGACCCUUAUCCUAACCAGUAAUUAUCUUUCUGACCUCAAAGAUUUGGAUCCUCUAUCAUCAUGUGAGAAAUUAAAUUUUCUGAGUCUUCUUCAUUGUCCUGUAACAAUGCGAGCAAAUUACCGUUUAUAUGUUAUCAGCCGCGUUGCAUCUCUUCGCUUUUUAGACUAUCGUCGUGUUACCCAAGCUGAACGUAAACUAGCUCGAUCAAUGUUUAAACGUCUUCCUGCCUUAUCAAACAGCGUAAAUAAUGUAAAAGCACCAUAUCAGAAAGCUAAUGCUAAUCGUGUAGAAAACUCAGUUCCUGCUGCUGGUAUUGUUAAAACAUUUAUUCCUGGUGCUCCAAUUAAUUCAAAUAAUCUUCUCCCUCCUGGAACUGAACCAACAAGAUCUAGUAAUGAACAGAUUCACCUUGGGAAAGUAAAGAGAACAAUGCCCCUACCCUAAAUACAUCCGUGGAAAACGAUCAGACUGAGUCAACCAAGUCUGAUACCUUGGUAGUCAGUUCAACUGACACUCCUAUGCCUCCACCGUCAACUCCUGUCACAACAGGAAAUAAACGCCCAGGUUAGUUGUAUAACUACUGGUAUGAUUACUAUCACAGUUAACCUAUUUUUUUUAUCUAUUAUCCUUGUGAUAUGUAAUUAUUUAUGAACCUGUGUCUAUUUAGAUGAAAACAUUCGUUACACAUGGCUAGUCAAAACAAUUCAACGUAAGACGUUAACUAAUGUAAAGUAAAAUAGGAAACAUCCUACUUUUAUAGCAUUAACGUAGUACCAACUUACGAAGUCUCGGAAUUUUAUACUUCAUAUUGAGGCCAACGAGUUACUCAAAAACUCAUGAUUGAAAAACAUGGAUAACAACUGGAGGUUUGUGUUACUAAUAAGUACUGGUCCAGUCUUUUAUUGUGAAUUAUAUCUGUUGGUCUGUACAUGUUUCAGUGCUCCAUACUUUCAUUCAGAUAUAAUGAUUACGUCACUGUCAAGGUUUCUACUUCAUUCAAACCAAUCAGUCAUGAUAUCUGGUCGUAAGGAAAGGAAGUGACCCAAGUUCUGUUUCGACCAACCUAUAAUCUAAGCAUUCUGUUCACAGCAUUGAAUUGAAUACAAACAUAUAGUUAAAUAGAUUCAAAGUGUAAACCUGUUUCAGUCCUUUUUGUUGAAAUAGUUGUUGAUACAAGAAAGCCAAUCACAAUACUUCCUGAUUAACGUCACAGUUGUAAUCACGAGUCGAUGUAAGCUAGACCAUCAUCGAUGGAAACUUAGGUCGGCUCGUGAUCUCAAUUGUGAAAAUAUCACCAUCUGCACAAAUCCCCCACACUGAUUCUUAGUUAUUGUUCAGAGCAUCUAGAAAACGUUUCGUCGACGUCUUAACUCCAUAAUCCGAUGUUAUCUAUGUACACAAAUGAUUUUGGAUAGAAGAAGAAUGGUUUCAUUACGGUUCUGGUUAAAAAAGAUUGUGUUUCGAUAAACCAACUUUUGUGGUCUCAAAUAUGGAUGACAAGUCGAGAUGCAAAUGUCUAAAUUCGGAUACGGAGACUUUAAUAAAUAAGAAAACUAACUCAUGCUGUUUGCUCUUGGGUAUAAGCCACGUUACAAGUGUAGGGCUAACGAUACUACCCAAUUGUUCAAACCGAGCUAAGCGAAGCAGGGUUUAAACUUGGGACUCAGUAGCCAAAAGUUGAGUGCGCUAACUACGCAUCCACUGUUCAACUUCAGUGACAUAGUAAAUAUUCUAGUAUUUUUGAAUAGACAGUUUUAUUAUUUUUACUCUAGCAAUCAUAUCCCACUUUUGAUCAAAGAGUACGCUUAUAAGAACUAGGGAUGCAUCUAGUAUGUCAUUUGCUAUCGUUUUAAACAGUAGGUGUGUGUGUGACUACAUUGAUUGGUUUUGUCAUGAAAUAUUAACAUAAGGUAUCAAUUGGUGCUAUCCUGAUGACCAAAGUUUGUCUUCUGACUGUUGUAUCGCAUGUAUUGAACAGACCCAUUCGCCCUUUGGUCCCAACCACCUAAUACCAGAAAAUCACGGUUUAUAUAUAUGUUCUUAAUAUUCACCGACCGAAGACAAUAUAUAGUGAAUGAAAUUUCUUCUAACUUACGUAUACACACAAUCUGUUAUCUUAACAUUUUUCGUUUCACACCACAUGUCUCUUAUGCACACUAAUGUAAAUACCUACUUUAAACAUUGUUCACGUUGAUUGGAUGAUUUAUUCAGUAUACAGUAAACCGGAUAACCAUGUACCUAUUUAUUUUCGAUAAUUUUGAUGUUUAAUUAUAUUUCCUUGAAAUAGCUUGGACCAGAUUGCCAGUUGCAUCAAGUCAAGAUCUAUUUGCAAUACAGGAAGCAAUUAAACGUGCGCGAACUAUGGACGAAGUGGAACGUCUUCAUCAGUUACUAAGUAGUGGUCAGUUUGCAGGAUUUGCAGCUCAGUGGCAGAAACAAUUAAGGCAGCAACAACAACAGAAGUCCUCUCAGUAAUCAUAUAUAAAUGUUUAUGUGAGGGACUGAAAAAAAGUCAUCUAUUGACAAAGUUUUCAGUGACUCUUUGUAAAGACUGUACUAUAAUAAUAUAUGUGUAUGCAUACUUUUAACUGUUAUGUAAGUAUGGUGCAAUUAAUCUCGAGUAAAUAUUUUACUUUACUAGCAAUAAAUUAGUUUUUGGU
Molecule: messenger RNA, 2991 nt
Organism: Schistosoma mattheei
Lineage: Eukaryota; Metazoa; Platyhelminthes; Trematoda; Strigeidida; Schistosomatidae
Source: the annotation of a GenBank genome assembly